Molecule: messenger RNA, 5606 nt
Organism: Choloepus didactylus (southern two-toed sloth)
Lineage: Eukaryota; Metazoa; Chordata; Mammalia; Pilosa; Megalonychidae
Gene: BZW1
Product: basic leucine zipper and W2 domains 1
Exons: 12
Coding region: 192-1451 (419 amino acids)
Cellular component (GO): cytoplasm; membrane
Molecular function (GO): protein binding
Source: RefSeq, a predicted model, not a curated record
GCUCGCACCGGGCGGAGGUCGCGGCCCCUCGUCGCCGGGCAGAGGGCGAGGAAGGCGAUGGGUCCAGUGUGGCCCAGCUUGGAUGGGCCCGAACGGAGGCCGUCGCAUGAGGCUGGGCCAGAUCCGGGGCCUGGAUUCGAGAGCUGGGGCCGCCGCUUCAGCGAGGACCCGAAGAGUGGCGGGUGUCUUUUAUGAAUAAUCAAAAGCAGCAAAAGCCAACGCUAUCAGGCCAGCGUUUCAAAACUAGGAAAAGAGAUGAAAAAGAGAGGUUUGACCCUACUCAGUUUCAGGACUGUAUUAUUCAAGGCUUAACUGAAACUGGUACUGAUUUGGAAGCAGUAGCAAAGUUUCUUGAUGCUUCUGGAGCAAAACUUGAUUAUCGCCGAUAUGCAGAAACACUCUUUGACAUUCUGGUGGCUGGUGGAAUGCUGGCCCCAGGUGGUACACUGGCAGAUGACAUGAUGCGUACAGAUGUCUGUGUGUUCGCAGCACAAGAAGACCUAGAGACCAUGCAAGCAUUUGCUCAGGUUUUUAACAAGUUAAUCAGGCGCUACAAAUACUUGGAGAAAGGUUUUGAAGAUGAAGUUAAAAAGCUGCUGCUGUUCUUAAAAGGUUUUUCAGAGUCGGAAAGGAACAAGCUGGCUAUGUUGACUGGUGUUCUUCUGGCUAACGGGACACUUAAUGCAUCCAUCCUCAAUAGCCUUUAUAAUGAGAAUUUGGUUAAAGAAGGGGUUUCAGCAGCUUUUGCUGUAAAGCUCUUUAAAUCGUGGAUAAAUGAAAAAGAUAUCAAUGCAGUAGCUGCAAGUCUUCGGAAAGUCAGCAUGGAUAACAGACUAAUGGAACUUUUUCCUGCCAAUAAACAAAGCGUUGAACACUUCACAAAGUAUUUUACUGAGGCAGGCUUGAAAGAGCUUUCCGAGUAUGUUCGGAAUCAGCAAACCAUAGGAGCUCGAAAAGAGCUCCAGAAAGAACUUCAAGAACAGAUGUCACGUGGGGAUCCAUUUAAGGAUAUCAUUUUGUAUGUCAAGGAGGAGAUGAAAAAAAACAACAUACCAGAACCAGUUGUCAUUGGAAUAGUCUGGUCAAGUGUAAUGAGCACUGUGGAAUGGAACAAAAAAGAGGAGCUUGUAGCAGAGCAAGCCAUCAAGCACUUGAAGCAAUACAGCCCUCUACUUGCUGCCUUUACUACUCAAGGUCAGUCUGAGCUGACUCUGUUGCUGAAGAUUCAGGAGUAUUGUUAUGACAACAUUCAUUUCAUGAAAGCCUUCCAGAAAAUAGUGGUGCUUUUUUAUAAAGCUGAAGUCCUGAGUGAAGAGCCCAUUCUGAAGUGGUAUAAAGAUGCACAUGUUGCAAAAGGGAAAAGUGUCUUCCUUGAGCAAAUGAAAAAGUUUGUAGAGUGGCUCAAAAAUGCUGAAGAAGAAUCUGAGUCUGAAGCUGAAGAAGGUGACUGAAUUUUGAAACUACACCCUCAGUAAAGCAAACAGGAGUUGUAGAUAAAGUGUCAUGUCUCAUGUGUCCUGGUUCUUACAUCUUCCUACCUCCCUAUAUCAAGCAUGAUAUAAGGGCUUUCAUGGCAAAUUUUAUUUUAACUGUUUCUGUGGUUACUGAAAAUGUUGGGUUUAGUUUCUACAACCAUGUUUUAAGUAGCUACAGGAGCUAUAGAUUUGAAUCUGAUGUUGCAUUUAUCUUUUCAGUUAUCUUCUACCUCCUGUAUUUUCUACUGUAAUAAUGUAAUUUAAGGCCUUCCACAGUGAACAGUUUACUUUAUUCCCUGGGUUUUCUAUAUAAACAGUUUUCAAGAUAUGAUUUGGUUAAAAACAAUUUGUUAUAAAAAUUCUGUUUGCAAAUUAAACUGUAAAAGUAUCCAAAGUCUCAAAAAGCAAUUGUGUGAUAAUUUGAUAUGAAAUGAAGAAGUGGCAUAUUUUAUGCCCAGAGCCCUAUCAUCAAUGAAAAUCUCAUACAUAAUAAUUGAAUUCAUUCACUUGAAUCUUGAGUAUUCAGACCAUUGCUGCGUGUUAACAUAUUUUCUUGCAUUUUAAGCUCAGUUGUUUGCUCUCUGGUUUUCAUUCUUAGUGAAACCAGGAAGAAUAAACUUGAAAGUGAGGUCUUUGAGAAAUCAUAUAUAGCAGAGAUGAUGGGAGGAAGAAAGUUGAGCUUUUUACCAGAGAAACUUUUGCAUUCAGUUGAUAUAGCUCCAUUCAAAACAUGGUGCUUCUAUUCAGACAGCCAUUUUCAAAUAUACCUUAAAGAAAUGUCUUGUCAUUCAAAGUAUUUAUGCUCAUAAUAGACUUAAUAGGAUUGAUAGGAAAGGAUUCAAAAAGGAAUGCAAGUAAAGGAAAUGACUGAAGUACUAAACCCAGUAAAAACUGUUCUAAGUGAGAUGAAGUAUAACUCACAUUUCUUAGUGACAUAGAGUAUUUGUUAUGAAGAAUGAAGUGCAGUGAUAAUGAUACAUUCCCACUUGGUCAUACUGGACUGGCUUCAUUCUCCUAACAUAUUCCAUAAUGAUUUGAGCAUCAGGCUAUUAACAUUCCCUAGUUGCCGUUUUUUAAUUGCCAUGAGCCAAACAUUGCAUCUAUAUCAUUGAUCCAUUUAUUUUAAUGGCUGCCUUUAAUUUUCAUCUUUGUUCUCUUGCUGCUACCCAUCUGUGUACGUAGUCAUUAAAUGUGGCCACAUUUUUGAUGGAAAGACUUCAUGUUAAAAGUGAACAUUUUGAAGGGGUUCUGAUUGGUGAAAGAAACUAGCCUGGAAUAAUGCCACCAAAGACUGAGUGGAAAUUACCCCUUUCUAAGGUGCCAUCCUUUUGAGCCAAGAAUUUAGUCUUUAAAAUUAAAAAUUCAUCUUGAGGGAAUAAUGUGUAAUAUAAUUUGAAAUAAAGAUAAAGUGACCAUAUGAAAAAAGCAUUAUAAUUGAUAACAUUGUAAAUGGGGUGAAUUUGUUAAAUGAAUAACUUUGAUAAAGUUUUCGUGUACAGGCAAAAUGUUAUUCACUAAGUUUCUACAUAGUGAUCUGCUUUUACUUUGUAAUUUGUAGUCCUCAAAAGGCUUUUUUUUAAAUAAAAUCCAUCCUUACACUUAGGUUUUAUAGGUCAGUCCUGUUUUUUUUAAAUUUGUUUUAUAAAUUCCAUGUUAAUACCUAAUAUUACUGUAUGUUAUGCAUUUAGUGGUCUUUACUGUGUAUUAAAUAAUUGCUCUUGUUCAGUUUAUGAAUCCUAAACUAUAAACACCUACACAAUUCUGAUGUAGCUGAAACUGCAUUAACAUGUUUCUACAACCAAAUCAUUGCAUGUUACUGCCAUACAAAGUGUACCCUGUUUUAUUAUGUACUAUGUAUAGGAAGAGUAUGUGGUCUUCCAAUAUGACAUUACAAUCUCUGAGCAGAGUAUUUUCCCUCAUGACACAGUAGUGCUUGCUCAGUACAAUAUUACAGUAAUAGACGUUACCUAUGAUGAUAUAAUGUAAAAAAAGGGAAUACUUUUAAAAAGACUUUGCAGAUUUUCAUUUUGAAUUUUAAAUGGUAAUUUUGGAAUGCUGUUACCAGUGCCAACCUUUGGCCCCAAAUAUGUAAUUCUUGAUAUAGAUGAUAAAACUUUUAAUUUUGAUUGGUUAAGUGUGUGUUGAUUUUUCUAACUAGAUGUCAGAUACCAUAACUAAAUGCGUAUUUAGAGCUGGCCAUAAGUUUUAGUCUUAAUUACUCUGAGAGUAUUGUCCUGGAAAGACUUAACUCUAUUCUUAUGAAAACUCCAGAUACCAAGAAUGCUAUGCAUUAUUUUGCCAUAGUGUAAUGAUGGUCAUGAGGGGAAAUACAUGUAUGUGGCUGAGAGAUUUACUCUGAGUGAUCUCAACUUUUUUCUCAUCAACUGCCCUAUAAGAAAAGAAGCCUUAUUAGACAUUUUUUUCCUAAUAUUCCCCCAUGUGAAAUUUUAAUAUGUCAUGUAUACUAUAGAUGUAUCUAUGGUGUAUAUUUAAAAAGCUAAGAUUUUUUUCACCCUUCAUUGAGAAUGCCUGCCCUACUUUAUCUUUUUUUUUUUUAAGAAGAAAAGGAUCUAAUGAGUCAUUUUUUAUGCUUAUGCAUAGAAAAUAGAGGAAAUACAUUUUCUGCCAGUCUGUCUGUCAGCAGUUGUCCUUUGUAUCUUAACCCAACUUAGGCAGUCAGGCAAGUGAUUUUCUGUUGGCUCUUGAAGUCCUAACAGAUUCUUGAUUAUUAUAUCGUAAGUAGGAUGAUUCAGGUUUCUUCUGUUCUAUAAAAAUCCUCUAGGUGAGUAUUUUAAUUAAAGUUGUUAGACACAAUAGACUUGGGUAAAUGAUAAAUACCAAGGUUUUACUGUAAGUUAUUACUUAAACUACUGAAUUCUGUGAUUUCUAUGUAGCAAAAUUUACUUUUGCCCAACUUGUGAUUUUCCUCUAAUAUCUGUUUCUAUGAGAAUUCUGAUUUAAGUAUUUCUAUUCACCAGCCUACCAAGGCCUAAAGAUUUAAAGCAUCAUUGUCAGGGAAGCAAAAAAGUUUUUCAGUAGGCUUGAUUUAAGUUGAAUCUGGAGGAUGUAAUAAAUACUUGUGGCCUCUAAGUAAAGAAUUUAUAAUUGGCUCCUAAGAACUUGAAUUACAGUGAAUGUGUACCUAAACACAUCUUACGUAUAACUGUAUGAAGCUUGGUGUGUUUCAGAAAGGUUCUGCUCCUUUCCUGGUCCACUUUUCCCUUUUUUUUUUUUUUUUUUCAUUCAACUGUGGGCAUUUAGCAACCAUGCCAAAGCCAAUCAUUCUCAUUUUCCAGUGUACUUAUAGUCCUGUCCUCAUUCUAAGAUAUAGUCUCAUCUCUUAGUAAAUUGAAAGGGUAAGAAGGGUAAGAAUACUUUACAACUGCUGUCAACCUCUGUCAAUUUAGUAACUUAAUCAGAAUUUUAAAAGGUCAACUGCUUGUGGUGCCUAUAGUGUACCCUAGAGUAGACAGUGGUAAAAAUCUGAAUCCCUUACUUGGUAAGGUUUUAUCUAAUGAGGGAUCAGUAUCUUAAUGAUAGGAUUAGAAUGUUUAUGGUUGUGCCAGUGCAGCUUCUAGAAUUUGUGCAUUAAAUGUAUGAUGGAUAUGGGUGCUACAAAGUUAUCAAGUAUAAUUGGACUGUUCUGUUUCAGUGGAUUUCUAGGCAGUGUAACCAUUUCGAAAUAUCAAGCAAACCAAGCUAGGAGCUAAUUCAUGCUAAUAUGCUAAGGGCAAAGUAAUAGCUUGUCGUUUUUUAAGCUGAAAUCCUAAAAGCUGUGCUUAAAAAUUAACUUUAACCCUAUUUAGGAAAUAAAGGGCCCAUUUAUAGACUGAAGCCUCUGUUCAGCAAGAUGCUAACAAUCUCUGAGGUUUUAAGAAUGAAGUAUGUUUUCUGUAAAUACACCUCAUUUCCAUUUUAGUUAGGAGUAAUGGGUCCCAGCAUGGCAAACUGUUGAAUGGAGAAAACAAAAUAGCUGAUAAUUCAGAUAGCUCUCAGCACUGAACAACCUCAAGUACAGCCAUCCAAGCCAGUAGUUUUACUGCUGCAUUAUUUCUGUGUUUAACUGUGAAACUUGCUUGUCUGUACCCUUGGAAUUGAAUAAAAUUUCAUGAGACUUCCUGUUAAUGUAAA